Molecule: messenger RNA, 982 nt
Organism: Daucus carota subsp. sativus
Lineage: Eukaryota; Viridiplantae; Streptophyta; Magnoliopsida; Apiales; Apiaceae
Product: rhodanese-like domain-containing protein 9, chloroplastic
Exons: 6
Coding region: 117-821 (234 amino acids)
Cellular component (GO): chloroplast
Source: RefSeq, a predicted model, not a curated record
UGCAUUUCACACGUGGCAUCGUCCUAUUCACCCUUACGAAUUCCCACGGCCCCAUCAGCGACACAUAUGACGGUUUUCCUACCGGGAGUGACAGACAGGAUUGAGAGAGAGAGGAAAUGGCUGGUAUUGGUUGCUGCUGUUCAUCUCCUUCUUCUCGGAGCAUUUUAGGCUCGUCUUCUUUGGUAUUUGAGACUCAUCCAGGAAGGACCCUCCUCCGAAAAACAAUUCAUCGCAGAACUUUAUAUGUCAAAGCCGAAGUAGAUUUUGUAAAUGCUGAAGAAGCAACCAAACUUGUUACACAAGGAUACACAGUUCUUGAUGUGCGUGACAGAACUCAAUUUGAACGAGCACAUAUAAAAGCAUGUAAACAUGUACCCCUUUUUAUCGAGAAUAAGGACAAUGACCCAGGCACGAUUAUAAAGAGGCAGCUUCACAACAAUUUUUCUGGUCUUUUUUAUGGCCUUCCAUUUACCAAACCCAAUCCUGAGUUUGUGCAAUCUGUAAAGAGCCAGUUCUCGCCUGACAGUAAAGUGUUGGUUGUCUGUCAGGAAGGCUUGAGGUCUGCUGCUGCCGCUCAGAAGUUAGAUGCAUCUGGAUUUCAGAAUGUAGCUUGUAUCACAUCUGGGCUGCAAUCUGUGAAGCCAGGAUCAUUUGAUUCCGUUGGUUCCACUGAGCUGCAAAAUGCAGGGAAAGCAGGUCUGGUCACAGUCCAAGGAAAAAUAUCAGCAGUACUUGGGACUGUACUUAUUUGUGCAUACCUUUUUAUAACUUUCUUUCCUGAUCAAGCAGAACAGAUCCUUGCAUUGUUCCCUUCAGCCUAGCUAGUUAUUUUAUUUUUGCAGCUUGGUGUUAAUCUGUUUUUGUAAUUUAGUAAUUAAAAUGACUAAUUUGUCAUCCCUUGAGGAAUGAAGAGUAGGAAAUUGCAUAAAAUAUAGUAAUUGGUACUUGUUUUGUGUUUAUGAUAUUGAUUUUUUUUUUUAAA